GUUAGCUACCUUGCAGGUGCUGGGAACCCAACCCAGGUCCUCUACAAGAGAACCCAGUGCUCUUACCCCAGAGCCAUCUCAUCUCUAUAGCCCACAAGUCAAAAUGUUUAACAAGGGUUCAAACGUUCCAGAGGAUGACUUGCUUUAAAAUGCCUGUGGGCAAGAUCUUGUUAUUUAAUUCAUACAUUUAUCUUGUGUUUGAUGGAGCUGGUUAUCUCUUUCCACGUUGUGGGGUCCAGGGAUUGAUGAGAGACAUCCAGACUUGGCUGCAUGCCCCUUCGCCUGCUGAAUAAGCUGCCUCGAAGGCCUGAGCUUAUCCUUGUUUCAUUCUCCCAUCAGGUGGAGCCAUCUAGUGUCUCUCUGGGUCUGAGGAAAUAAAAGUACCUGAAGAACUUUCCAGCUGGAGGGAGCGUUGUAAAGAAUGUCCAGUCAGGCACGCAGAGACUUGGGGGCAGAAUUCGUUCUGAAGCCUGUGGCUUUUCCUCCCUUUCACAAGGAUAAGUGAACAUUUUCAAAGGGCCAGGAUCUCCCAGAGGAAGUUCUGCAUUAAGAUAACUGCAGGAAAGAACUUAAUGUUUGGUUUCCUGGUCCGGUCCUGCGGUCUGCUGUCACUCAGAGGCUCAGACCCGAUGGUCCACUGUGCGGCGCUGCUGUUCCAUCUCCAGCCGCGCUCCGGGCAGGGGCGGGCUUUGCAAUCUGACCCGCCAUCUUUCCUCCCCUCGGUCCCUCUAGGUUCGGGGACCCCGAGACUGUGUGCUUUGUCCUUUGGCCCUGCGACUCUGCUGCGGGAGGAGCGCAGUGAGGACAGGAUGUCCGGGAAUCAGGAGAUGUGCUGAGGACCUGUGUUGAAGAGAAUGGUGUCAUUACAGGACUCUGUAUCAUUUGAGGAUGUAGCUGUGGACUUCACCUGGGAUGAGUGGCAGGAUCUGGACAUUGAGCAGAGGACCCUCUACAGGGAUGUGAUGCUGGAGAACUACAGCAGCCUGCUCUUCUUGGGGCACUGCAUGACCAAACCUGAGUUGAUCUUCAAGCUGGAGCAUGGUUUUGGGCCAUGGGGUGCGGCAGAAGCAUCUGUCCAGAGCCUCCCAGAUGUUCUUGAAGUAACUGCCAUGAUGGAGGCCAUCCAGGAAAAUGACAAGGGACGUUUGUGGAGCAUUGGAACCACCAAUAGCAAGAAAUCCAAUGAGAAGAUUGUUGAAGCCGACCUAAAAAUGCAACAGAAAGUCCAGCAGAAAAAAUCCUAUGAAGGUAAAGGAUGUGUGAAGGUGUUUUACCAGAAGUUAUAUCACAGCAGGAAUAACAAAGAUUUCGAUCAUAAAUCAGCUUUCAGUCAAUGUCAAAGACUUCAUAGAGUGGAGAGACCUUAUGAGCAUAAAGAAUUCAAGAAUACUUUGUCCUUCAAAUCACAACUCACUGCACAUCAGGCAUCUCAUACAGGUGAGAAGCCAUAUGAAUGUACAGAAUGUGAGAAUGUUCUCUACUACAAGUCACAAUUCACCCAACAUCAGACUACUGAUGCUCACCAGAAGCCCCAUGAAUGUAUGGAAUGUGGGAAAUCUUUUUACAGUCAAUCAGAUCUUGGUGACCAUCAGGGCACACAAACAGGAGAGAGGCCAUAUCAAUGUCCAGAAUGCAAAGAAGCUCUCUCAUACAAGUCAAACCUCAUUCAGCAUCAGAUAACUCAUAAAGCUGAAACACCUCUUGAAUAUAAACAGUGCAACAUAGUCUUUGAUAAGUCUCAGUUCACUGUGAGUCAGAGAACUCAUACAGCAGAGAAGCAGUAUCAAUGUAUGGAAUGUGGGAAAGCAUUCAACCGCAAGUCAACCCUUACUGUGCAUCAGAGAACUCACACAGGGGAGAAGCCCUAUCAGUGUUCAGAAUGUGGGAAAGCUUUCAACUGUAAGUCUAACCUUACUCUACAUCAGAGAACUCAUACAGGAGAGAAGCCCUAUCAAUGUACAGACUGUGGGAAAGCCUUCUGCAGGAAUUCUGACCUUACUGUGCAUCAAAGAACUCAUACAGGUGAGAAGCCCUAUGAAUGUAAGCGGUGUGGAAAAGCUUUCUGUAAAAUCUAUUCUCUAAUGGUACAUCAAAGAACUCAUACAGGGGAAAAGCCUUAUGAAUGUAAACAGUGUGGAAAAGCCUUCUUUCAAAUGUCUUCCCUCAGGGUGCAUGAAAGAACUCAUACAGAUGAGAAGCCUUACGAAUGUAAACAGUGCGGGAAAGCCUUCUACUUCAAGUUUAAGCUCACUGUACAUCAGCGAACUCAUACAUUGGAGAAGCCUUAUCAAUGUGUAGAAUGUGGAAAAGCCUUCUGUCACAAGUCUGACCUCACUUUGCAUCAAAGAACUCAUACAGGUGAGAAAAUCUAUGAUUGUAAACAGUGUGGAAGAGCCUUCUGCUAUAAAUCUGCUCUCAGGGUACAUCACAGAACUCAUACAGGAGAGAAGCCCUAUGAAUGUAAACAGUGUGGAAAAGCCUUCAGACAAAUGUCUGCUCUCAGGGUCCAUGAGAGAGCUCAUACAGGGGAAAAUCCCUUUAGAUGUCCUAUAUGUGGGAAUGGUUUUAACUUUGAGUCAGUCCUUACUCUGCAUCAGAGAACUCAUACAGGGGAGAAGCCCUAUCAAUGUUCAGAAUGUGGGAAAGCUUUCAACUGCAAGUCAAGCCUUACUCUGCAUCAGAGAACUCAUACAGGGGAGAAACCCUUUCAAUGUUCAGAAUGUGGGAAAGCUUUCAACUGCAAGUCAAGCCUUACUCUGCAUCAAAGAACUCAUACAGGUGAGAAGCCCUAUGAAUGUAAACAUUGUGACAAAGCCUUCUCCAGGAAGUCUCAGCUCACUGUGCAUCAAAGAACUCAUACAGGUGAGAAGCCCUAUGAAUGUAAACAGUGUGGAAAAGCCUUCUCCAGUAAGUUUCUAUUAACUUUGCAUCAAAGAACCCAUACAGGGGAGAAGCCUUAUCAAUGUACCGAAUGUGGGAAAGUCUUCUGCAGUAAGUGUGAACUCACUAUGCAUGAAAGAAUUCAUACAGGUGAGAAACCUUAUGAAUGUCAGCAGUGUGGAAAGUCCUUCCGCCAAAGAUCUGCUCUCAAGGGGCAUCAAAGAACGCAUACAGGGGAGAAGCCCUAUGAAUGUAAACAAUGUGGAAAAGCCUUCUACCAAAUGUCUGCUCUCAGGGUACAUCACAGAACUCAUACAGGGGAGAAGCCCUAUGAAUGUAAACAAUGUGGAAAAGCCUUCUGCCAAGUAUCUACACUCAAGGUACAUGAAAGAACUCAUACAGGUGAGAAGCCCUACGAAUGUAAACAGUGUGGAAAAGCCUACUAUAGCAAGUCACAACUCACCCAACAUGAGCGAAAUCAUAUAAGUGAGAAACUCUAUGAAUGUACAGAAUGUAAGAAAGCUUUCCACUUCAAGUCACAUCUCUCUGCACAUCAGAGAACACAUACAGGAGAGAAGCCCUAUAAGUGUUCAGAGUGUAAUAAAUUUUUCUCCUGCAAAUCAAACCUUGUUCAACAUCAGAAAACUCAUUUGAGUUAGAAACACUAUGAAUGUACAGAAUGUAGGAAAACUUUCCACUUCAUUUCAUAUAUAUAU
Nannospalax galili (Upper Galilee mountains blind mole rat) is the source of this 3596-nucleotide messenger RNA. Its product is annotated as zinc finger protein 585A-like. Lineage: Eukaryota; Metazoa; Chordata; Mammalia; Rodentia; Spalacidae. The record is from RefSeq and is a predicted model, not a curated record. The coding region runs from base 855 to 3539 and encodes 894 amino acids. The transcript is spliced from 5 exons. Gene Ontology annotation, biological process: regulation of transcription by RNA polymerase II. Gene Ontology annotation, molecular function: DNA-binding transcription factor activity, RNA polymerase II-specific; RNA polymerase II cis-regulatory region sequence-specific DNA binding.